Messenger RNA from Salvia splendens (bonfire salvia), 2699 nucleotides. Its product is annotated as probable GTP-binding protein OBGM, mitochondrial. The record is from RefSeq and is a predicted model, not a curated record. The transcript is spliced from 7 exons. Gene Ontology annotation, molecular function: GTP binding; GTPase activity; magnesium ion binding. Bases 201 to 1769 code for a protein of 522 amino acids. Lineage: Eukaryota; Viridiplantae; Streptophyta; Magnoliopsida; Lamiales; Lamiaceae. Gene Ontology annotation, cellular component: mitochondrion.
CAAUACUAAAUUGGGAAGAGAAACCUCACUUUAAACCUUGACGCCUCUUCCGGUGAGUUUCGAUGACUCCGGUGUAUUCGAAACUGCAGCACGAGUGAGCUUGGACUUGGAAUAUUGAUAUUCAGUCUCUGUUGAAUGACUCGGCAUCUUUGAGAACACCAAAGACGGUGAUCUUCUGAGGGACUAGAAGUUGAUAAGAGAUGUGGUCGUGGAGCCGAAAAACAACCACAUAUUUGGAAGCUAUCUCAAAAUUCUCAAGUUCGCAAUGGCUUUCUCUAUCUUGUUCUUAUUCAGGCAGUUAUUCCAUGGGAAAGAAAAUUGCACCUUUACAGGAGCGCAAAAUGAUAGAUCAACAUAGGCUAUGUGCUAAAGGAGGUGAUGGAGGAAAUGGUUGUGUCAGCGUUCGUCGCAGCCGUCAUGACCAACGUGGUAGACCUGAUGGUGGUGAUGGUGGCAGAGGUGGUGAUGUAAUCUUAGAAUGUUCUGCGGCGGUUUGGGAUUUCAGAGGUCUGCAACAUCAUAUUAAUGCAAAGAGAGGAAGGAAUGGGGUUUCCAAAAAUAUGAUAGGAAGCCGAGGAGAUGACAAGGUUGUUCUGGUACCUGUUGGCACUGUUAUUCAUCUAAUUGAGGGAGAAUUUCCUUCUUCUGUUGAGAAGAAGUCUUCUGGAAUAUUAGAUCCCUGGGAUAUCCCUGGUACGCUUGAUUUUGGUUUGUCUGAAUCUUCCCCACAAUCUACGUCUGCGGGAGAAAAGGUAGAGAAGACAGACAGUGCUAAUGAGGACUCAGCUCCUUCAAGUAAAGAAGACCUCAAAGGAGAACCUUCUCCUAGAUUUUCACCUUCUACAGGUAAAUCCCGGAAUCAAAUUGAAUCAGAUUUCUUCCCUAAACCCCAUGGCUACAGCGAGUGGGAGGAUAUGGAUGGCGAAGUAAGCAUGUCUGGAUCUGAGUGCGAGGAAGAUAUGGAAGAGGAAGAUGAAAUACAGUACAACGUUGCUGAACUAACAGAGCCUGGCCAACAAAUCAUUGUGGCCCAAGGAGGUGAUGGUGGCCUGGGAAAUCUGCAUUUGGCAAAAGGUUCUAAGACGAGCAAAAAUCCGGCUGACUUAAAAACAGAGGAUGCUUCUGAUGAUGAUGCCUAUGCAGCACUUAACAUCGGCUCACCUGGCACCGAAGCUGUUCUUUUGUUAGAGCUCAAGAGUAUUGCUGAUGUGGGCCUUGUCGGGAUGCCAAAUGCCGGUAAAAGUACUCUUCUCGGGGCAUUAUCAAGGGCUAAGCCUACAGUUGGCCACUAUGCCUUCACCACUCUAAGACCUAAUCUAGGUAACAUAAACUUUGAUGAUCUUUCCAUUACUGUGGCUGAUAUCCCAGGUCUUAUAAAGGGAGCACAUGAGAAUCGUGGUCUUGGGCAUGCCUUCCUACGCCACAUUGAACGCACCAAAGUGUUGGCGUAUGUGGUAGAUUUAGCUGCAGCCAUAGAUGGUCGAAAGGGCAUACCCCCAUGGGAACAGCUGAAGGAACUGAUGUUGGAACUGGAAUUCUAUUGCGAAGGCCUCUCUGGCCGACCAUCCUUGGUCGUGGCAAAUAAAAUUGAUGAGGCAGGGGCAGAACAAGUGUAUAAAGAGUUGAGGCAAAGAGUUCAGAAUGUUAACAUCUUUCCAGUUUGUGCGGUUCUGGAACAGGGAAUAUCGGAGUUGAAAGCUGGUUUGAAGAUGCUUGUGGAUGGGGAAAAGUCGCCGGCACUAACAUUGGAUGACAUUGUGAUUGAUUAGACUAGAGGGGGGAAAUUCAACAGAGGAGGAUCGGUUUCAGAGGCCCAAAGCUACGUCCUGCUGCAGUAGAAAGGUACCUUACAUUCACGUUGGCUUCAAGUUCUUGAACAUCGAAUCCCACUUGAUUUCUGUGCUACUCGACCAAUAAUCCAUAUCUGGAGAAUGUAUAGUAGUUCUUGAAAAGCUGCUGUUCCAAGGGUUAACCAGUGCUUCUGCUGUCAUGAUAUGGUCCGACUCAGCAUUGGCGUCAGACUCGACCCGAAUUGAGCUCUGAGUUGAGCCUGAGCUUUGAGAGCCAGCCAUGGGGCUCUCGUUUGUCAGCAUCAAAAUCCCAGGGUCAGACACGAACCUGGGACUGUCACUCCUUAUCUUCGGCCACUCUGCCUCGCCCAGGGGAGCCCUCAGCCUCUUGUUCCUCUGCAGCAUUGACACCUUCCAUCUGAGGCUGUGGUUUCUCGACGGGACGACCAAAAGAGGCGAGCGUUGGUGAUGCAGCAGUGCCUGAAUGUGUUUGACCACGUACUUCCUAGUUUGCUUGACUGCGAACAUGAGCCACAAAAUCGGGUGUAUGGUCCUCAUCCCCUUGUUCUUCCUCACUAGCUUGAGUAUCUCCAACCGGUGUUUGGCUAUCGAGAUGCCCAUGCUCUGCAGGAACUCGUGGCUGAAGUAGGCAAUGUCGUCCUGGCCGAGCUCAUUGUGGGUGAAGGUGAGGGCGUACUCGUAAACAAGACAAGGAUCGAGGUCAGUUUUCGAUAGCCAACUGAACCAAGCCAUUCUUCUUUAGAGGUAUAACUGUACUUGUUGAAUUGGUGCAGAAGAUAGCAAAAUGUGAAUACCAUUUUAGAAGUGUGUUAUUGAUCCAAAUUUAUUUUGGGGUGGUAGUUGAACUUGAGAGUGACAAAAGACUAAAGUUAGUUUUGCCCUAUUUAA